Molecule: messenger RNA, 921 nt
Organism: Cyphellophora attinorum
Lineage: Eukaryota; Fungi; Ascomycota; Eurotiomycetes; Chaetothyriales; Cyphellophoraceae
Product: Proliferating cell nuclear antigen
Exons: 6
Coding region: 1-921 (306 amino acids)
Biological process (GO): mismatch repair; translesion synthesis; regulation of DNA replication
Cellular component (GO): PCNA complex
Molecular function (GO): DNA binding; DNA polymerase processivity factor activity
Source: RefSeq, a predicted model, not a curated record
AUGGCAGGCGCGUCCCCACUGGCACGGCAGGAGCGACGCGUUCUAAAUAUCUUCUACUUCAAAUCAAACGCAAACCACUUCAAUCUCUCAAGCUCAGCACUCUUCUCCUGGCUUUUCAGAGGCAAGGAAGACAGUCCGAGGGUCCCUGAAGCAGUCUGGUCCUUGAAUCAUCUUCCCAACUCAGUCAUGUUAGAAGCACGUCUCGAGCAGUCUGACGCCUUGAAGAAGGUAGUCGAUGCCAUCAAAGAUCUGGUCCAGGACUGCAACUUCGACUGCAAUGACUCCGGCAUUGCCCUCCAGGCUAUGGACAACUCCCACGUCGCGCUCGUUUCUAUGAUGCUUAAGGCUGAGAUGUUCACACCCUUCCGCUGCGAUCGCAACAUCGCUCUCGGCAUCAACUUGGCUCCCUCACAAAAGUGCUCCGCGCAGCUCAAAGCAACGAUAUCCUCACACUCAAGGCCGAAGACGCCCCAGAUCGAGUACGACAUCAAAUUGAUGGACAUCGAUCAAGAGCACUUGGGUAUCCCAGACACUGAAUAUGCGGCGACCAUCGAGAUGCCCAGUGCCGAAUUUCAGAAAAUCUGCAGAGACCUGAUCGCCAUGUCCGAGUCUGUCAGCGUCGAAGCCAGCAAAGAGGGCGUCCGCUUUUCCUGCCAGGGCGACAUCGGUAGCGGUGCCGUCACACUGCGAUCUCACACCAACGUCGAGAAGCCCGACAACGACGUCACCAUUCAGCUGUCCGAGCCCGUGAACCUUACCUUUUCUCUCAAGUAUCUUGUCAAUUUCUGCAAGGCUAGUGGUCUUGCCAGUAGAGUCAAGUUGUGCUUGUCGCAAGAGGUUCCAUUGCUGGUUGAAUACGGUCUUGCUGGUACUAGCUACUUGCGCUUCUACCUUGCCCCAAAGAUCGGCGAAGAUGAGUGA